UAUUUAAUUGUUUUUUUUUUAAAUUCCCAAUACAAAAUACAUUUUAAAAUAAUAAAUUAUGUAUUUUUCUUGUAAAGAGCCUUUAGAUUUAGAUUUGAAGAAAAUAGAAACAUGUGACAUCCGGGCAUUUCCUCCUCCGGUACGGUAGGUGGCGCUGGUACCGCUGGAUUUUACCACCGAUGCACUUCAAGGUUUUGAAGUAGGAGAGGAGGGAAACGAGGAAGAGGAGUAGCGAAGAGAACAGAGGGGAAACAGUCGCGUAGAUUCUGUGAAUUUGGGGACUAGAGAGUACUCAGUUUAUUCUGUGUUCGUCCCGGGAUGCAGCGCGCUGUUAGCGUGGAAGUGAAGCAGCUGAUCCAAACCCUCCGCAGACUCUUAGCGACUUCCGGCCUGGACGAUGUUCCCACUGCCGAGGCGUUCAGACAGGCCAAAUUUGGAGGACGACUUGAAGAGGACCAGUUUUGGAAGCUUGUGGAAAACCUGCUUCGAGUAACUGGAGCUGUUUCCUCUACAGUCGAAGUUCAGCUGAAGGCAGAGCGCAGAAAGCUGGUAACUGCUGGUUUGUGGCAGACUGGAUACCACGCUCACUGGAUGCUUCAGAAUGAGGCAGAAGGAGGACGCUUCUCCUGUAGAGACCUCCUCUUGGCACUGGGCUGGCUCCUAGCGACAGGAACUCUUGAGAAACUGUUAGUCCAUCAAGUUCAACAGCUUGACAAGAUGCUGCUGACACCAGUUUUUGUGAAGUCUGAGCUUUGCUCCGAGCUUCACUUUGAUGCUGCGUCCCUGAGAAGACUUCAGUGGCUCUUUGGGAGUUUAAGACACCAAAGACGGAGUCUGCUGUCUUUGAUCAACGUGCGGACUGGAGCACUUUACAAGGUUCUUUCUGCCAGUGUCUCCUCAUCUUCUCCUGGCCAAAGUUGUCCUGAAGUGCUGCAAAAGGACUCUGUUGGUUUGCAGAAACUCUGUGAUCUUCUAGAUUUAUAUGUGAAGUGGAAAGAAGCAGAGAGAGUCUUCUGGAUUUGGAUGGAUAGUGUGGUGAUGUGUCAUCUGAGAGAGUCUCAUGCCGAGCAGUCUUCACAAACCUCCAGUAGGAGCAUGGCGGCUUGUUGCCAUGGAAACCAGGCCUUGGAGAGACUGGAGGAUUUGCUUUUGAGGUUUUCCACGGAGCAGGAUUCACAGAACCACCGUGUGGAGCAUAAGAAAGGAGGCGGGGCACAGCAGAGGAGGGAAGCAUCCUCGUCUUCCUCUCAGCCUUUGCUCUCCUCGCCCGUCAUCCCUGCUGUCUGUUUGGUCAAGCUGCAGACUGACAGAGCGGCCAAGCAGAGCAGCCGCACAGCAGAGGGUCGGCACGAGCUCCCAGCAUGCCGAGCUGCAGAGCUACUGCAGAGCACUGAGGAGCAGCUGCUGCAGCGCAGGCACAGGCAGAGGCUGGCCAACAGGAUGCAGCUGCAGGACCUGACAGGAAGGCUGGACGAGCUGGUUAUGAUACCACUGUGAACUUCAUUUUGUACUUUUUCUCUGCUUGAUGUGAAUAACGAUAAAUAUUUAUGUGAAACUUGA
This is a messenger RNA of Oryzias melastigma (Indian medaka), 1560 nucleotides long. It is a transcript of the gene tedc1, whose product is annotated as tubulin epsilon and delta complex 1. The record is from RefSeq and is a predicted model, not a curated record. NCBI's taxonomy places the organism in Eukaryota, Metazoa, Chordata, Actinopteri, Beloniformes, Adrianichthyidae. The transcript is spliced from 8 exons. The coding region runs from base 319 to 1497 and encodes 392 amino acids.